CAAGUGUUGGUGCCAGGGCCUCCGGUGGAUAACAGACUGCCUUUUCAGAGACAGGCCGUGGACAUGGUGUGCAUUGCGGUCAUCGGAGCUGGCGUGAUAGGGCUGUCUACCGCCGUGUGCAUUUCCCAGCUGGUCCCCGGAAGUUCCAUUACUGUCAUCUCAGACAGGUUCACUCCUGAUACCACCAGUGAUGUAGCCGCUGGGAUGCUCAUUCCUCCUACGUAUCCAGAUACUCCUGUGUCCACACAGAAGCGAUGGUUUAGAGAGACCUUCCAGCAUCUUUCUGAAAUCGCCAAGUCUGCAGAGGCUGCAGAUGCGGGUGUUCACCUGGUGUCCGGUUGGCAGAUAUUUCGCAGUGUCCCCGCUGAAGAAGUGCCUUUCUGGGCUGAUGUUGUGCUGGGAUUUCGGAAGAUGACAGAGGCUGAGCUGAAGCGAUUCCCUCAGUACCUGUUUGGUCAGGCUUUUACAACCCUGAAGUGCGAGGCUUCUGCCUACCUCCCGUGGCUGGAGAAAAGGAUAAAGGGAAGCGGAGGUCUGCUACUCACCAGGAGAAUAGACGACCUGUGGGAGCUGCAGCCAUUUUUUGAUAUCGUGGUCAAUUGCUCAGGCCUGGGAAGCCGACGACUUGUAGGAGACCCCUUGAUUUCCCCAGUAAGGGGUCAAGUGCUCCAGGCACAGGCCCCCUGGGUGAAGCAUUUCAUCCGAGACGGGGGCGGACUGACUUACGUUUACCCCGGUACGUCCUAUGUAACCCUGGGAGGAACUAGACAGGAAGGAGACUGGAAUCUCUCCCCAGAUGCAGAACUUAGCAGAGAGAUUUUUUCUCGAUGCUGUGCUCUCGAGCCUUCCCUCCACAGAGCCCGUGACAUAAAAGAGAAAGUGGGCCUGAGGCCCAGCAGGCCAGGGGUGCGGCUGCAGAAGGAGAUCCUGGUCCGUGGGGAACAGAGGCUGCCUGUGGUCCACAACUACGGCCAUGGGAGUGGGGGCAUCUCAGUGCACUGGGGCUCUGCUCUGGAAGCCACCAGGCUGGUGAUGGAAUGUAUCCGUACCCUCAGGACCCCAGCUUCCAUGUCAAAGCUGUAGCUGACACCAAGUAACAGCAAAUAAUCCAGAUGACAUGGGUCAAAGCACAAGUUAAGGCCCAUAACCGGGUCUCAUAACUUUCCCACUGCUUGAAGGUCUGACCUUCUUUGCUUCCAAAAUUAGUAAUUACGCAAUGCGUAUCAGUAGACGUAGAAAGCUUGCCAGGAAUGACACAGGGAACAAAGCUCCAUUUUUGUCAAAAUACGUGCUAUUUAAAAAUUCUUGUGCUAUAGGGUAAGAUUUGGGGAGGAUAGAGUGCUAAUUUAUAUGAAUGAUGUAAGCGAUAGGGAUUUUUGUAUCUUUGGCUCAGAAGCACGUAAGCACACCAGAGGAGACUAAUGUGUGGGAAAUACUUGGUUCCCUGUCCAUCGUAGAGCUGUACGUGAUCCU
Arvicanthis niloticus (Nile rat) is the source of this 1473-nucleotide messenger RNA. It is a transcript of the gene Ddo, whose product is annotated as D-aspartate oxidase. The record is from RefSeq and is a predicted model, not a curated record. NCBI's taxonomy places the organism in Eukaryota, Metazoa, Chordata, Mammalia, Rodentia, Muridae. Gene Ontology annotation, molecular function: FAD binding; D-aspartate oxidase activity. Gene Ontology annotation, cellular component: cytoplasm. Gene Ontology annotation, biological process: L-aspartate catabolic process; D-amino acid catabolic process.